Messenger RNA from Laccaria bicolor S238N-H82, 1023 nucleotides. RefSeq lists its product as uncharacterized. The record is from RefSeq and is a predicted model, not a curated record. NCBI's taxonomy places the organism in Eukaryota, Fungi, Basidiomycota, Agaricomycetes, Agaricales, Hydnangiaceae. Bases 1 to 1023 code for a protein of 340 amino acids. The transcript has 5 exons.
AUGCUCUGCAUGCAAGCUGUUGCAUGGAGGAACAUAAGCGAGAGAAAGCAGAAUUUUAUGAACUGUCAACAAUACGUUGGAGAACUCAUACCCAAAUUCCCUGUAGAGUUUGACAAAGACUGGCUGGUGGCAGUUGAAGAGCGGCCUGAAUUGGGAGUGGUGUUGCCAGAGUGGAAUGAUAAACGGACCAAGCUUCGAGAGGCGAUGCAGAAUGACUACACUCGGGUGAAGGUGGUAGACUGGGCAAGUCAGAUUCAUGCGGACAGACAUUUCUCCAGCACGCACGUAUUGUUUGACAACUAUGUAUCGUCUGUCAGAGUGCCAAAUGUGACCCCUGAAGAACAUUUCACCCCCAAAUUCCGAGGGCCAAAUUUGUCACUUGGAAACAUCACACUCCAGAUUGUCAAGGCCAGUCAAUGUCAAGUCAAUGUUGAAAUUGAGGGUGGUGAUAACUCAGAGGCAUUCACUUGUCUCCAUUUCUACUCACACCUCGUCUACUCAUUUGUGGCUCCAUUGGGGUUUCAAACUGGAAUUGAUGGUUCUGUUGGGGAUGUCUCUGUCAGGGUGUUUGACAUUGAGAUUGAAGGCGCCACAGGGGAUGUUUCCGUCGGGGUGUUUGACAUUGAAAUUGAAGGUGCCGCGGGGGAUGUCACCGUCGGGGUGUUUGAGGUUCAGAUUGAAAGCGCUGCGGAGGAUGUCGCCGUCAGGGUGUUUGACAUUGAAAUUGAAGGUGCUGCGGGGGAUGUCUCCAUCGGGGUGUUUGUCAUUAAAAUUGAAAGCACCGCGGAGGAUGUUGCCGUUGGGGUGUUUGAGGUUGAGAUUGAAGGCGCCGUGGGGGAUGUCUCUGUUGGGGUGUUUGACAUUGAAAUUGAAGGUGCCGCGGGGGAUGUCACCAUCAGGGUGUUUGUCAUUAAAGUUGAAAGCACCGCGGAGGAUGUUGCUGUCGGGGUGUUUGAGGUUGAGAUUGAAGGCAUGUCGGCAAUGGCCCCAUCAGGGUGUUUGACAUUGAAAUUGAAAACAUGA